Dentiscutata erythropus is the source of this 537-nucleotide messenger RNA. NCBI's taxonomy places the organism in Eukaryota, Fungi, Glomeromycota, Glomeromycetes, Diversisporales, Gigasporaceae. The record is from the annotation of a GenBank genome assembly.
AUGUGGUUUGGUGUAAAGCUACAACGUGUUAUACUAGAAUUAACUAAAUAUUAUAUGAAAUGUGGUAUGUUUAGUAAUGAAAGAUUUAAAAAUAUCCUUGAAGCUAUUUUAACAACAAAGGUUAAAACAAAAAAUGCAAAUAGGCUUGCAUUAUUACGAUAUUGGAAAUUUGCUGCAAUUAAUCAAAAAGAAAUUAAUGGUUUCAAAGUCCAAGACGCAAUCGCCUCAAAAAUGACUCAAGUAGCAGCUGAAAUGGCAUGGAAAGAACAAUUAGAGAAUGCUAAAAAAGUUCGCCAAGCUAUUACUAUAAACCGUAUUACUAGUCCAGCUAAUAAAUCAAAUGUUGAAUCAAGUUCUGCCAAUAAUUCGAACAUUGAAUCAAGUUCUGCUAAUAAUUCGAACAUUGAAUCAAGUUAUACUGAUAAAUCAUUGAGACCAGUUAAUAUUGAAUUAAAUAGUAAAUUAGAUGGUCCUAAAAUCGUGUAUAAAAAUAGUGAAUUACCUAAUUAUGAUAGUUAUAACAUUGACGAUAAUUAA